AUGGCUUCAGUGCAUUCACAAAACGCAUCCCCGCAUUCUGCCUCCGUCUACGACUUCGAGUCUACUGGCGACACCGACGAAUCAUGGCAAUAUAUUGAUUACUCGAGCGGCGCAUCCGUUACGGGAUCGAUAGGAUUCCUCCCCAGCCCGGCAAGCGGCAGUUUGAACGGCUUCGCCAUUGUUGGCCAUGGUUCUACACCAUCUCAGGGCGGGCUCUCGCCCGGUUCUGUCGUCGACAUGGACCCUGCAGUCUUUCUCCCGGCCAGCACCACGUAUCAGCAGGAUACUGAGUUCAUAACCUCUAACCCUUUCCCGAGCACUGUUGAGGCCUCUACUACCAGUGUGGACGCGGCGUUUCCGCAGAACGAUGCGUUUUUGACGCCGCAGCAGUAUCUGUUUAUGCCGUCUGGUUCAUCGGAUUUCCAGCCGCAAGAUCUUAAUGAUCUUACAACACCUUUCAUGGACGAUUUCCAAGCCGAUCCGUUUUCUAUAAUCCAGACAAGUCCGGUACAACAGUCUCUGCCUCAGCGAAAUGCGCUCCAGUCACUGCCCUCGGAUCCCAGCCUAUCAUCAUGGCACCAGACGAGUCCCAGUAUUGCUUCCGAAAGCAAUUUUGUGUUUGAAGACAUGAUCUCUUCGCCAGGCAGUCAACUAAGCUUCGCCUCUUCCUCGAGCCCGAAAUCGCCUGCUGUCAAAUCCGAGGGGAGCGGCAAAUCAGGAAAGGCGAUGCGCAAAGUGAUUGGCGGCAAAGUCGAGAAAAACAAGAGCGAGUCCCCCAGCAAGUUUGUCAUCAUGACACCGACGACAAUCAAUGCCCGUGCUGGCAAGCCGAACCCUUUUGAGUGUUUCGAGGCCAUGAGGACGACACAAAAGGGCCGGAAAGGCCCCCUGGCGAAUGAGACGAAAGAGAGCGCACUGCAGGUUCGGAGAGUGGGCGCGUGCUUCUGCUGCCACAGCCGCAAAGUCAAAUGUGAUAAAGAGAGGCCGUGUAAGCACUGCAAGAAGCUUAUGAUUUCGGUUCCGCAGGUUGUGUGUUGGCAGUUCCAGGACUUUCUACCGGUGCUGUUUCCUGAUUUCAUUCGGGGCCACUUUAAGAGGGAUGCUAUGGCUAGCUUCAUCACCGAGAAUGUUGAGGGCUUCACAGUGAACGGGUCCGAACGACUCUGCAGCGUUGAGCUCUCUUCAGGCCCUCGAUUUGCGACUACGCUGACACUUCAAGCCAAGUUCUUUACGGCCAAGACGUGCGAUGUGUUACAGCACUGGCAUCUGAGCAAUGAGAAGAAUCAGGUUGAUCUUCAGUCCCAGGGCUCUGCUCCCAUUGGUAUCGAGUUUAACAAGGGCCCUCAAAAGGACGAAAUGAAAAAGUUGACCAAGGGAUACAUUCAGGCACUGGUGAAUGAACCGCUGCUGGCGGACCAGUUGACGGAUUCAUUCAGGUCCACCAGGCUUCCUAACAAAAUUCUUGCGAUUGUGCAAAACUUUGCAAAACAGUCAGAUUCUACAAUGGUUAAGCGCGCUCUUUCAAUCUAUACCAUGCAUUAUGUCAUGACACGGCAUCUCUGCUUAACCCGUCAGUCCAUCCUCGCCCUGCAGCCAACUGGACUGGUACCUCAGAACACUCCGUGGGUCACUCCCCGAGUACUCGCCCGGCAAAUCAAGUCCCUAGUCGACGAGCUCAUCCUGCGCGAUAUGCAAACCCUGUUUGAGCUCUUCUCCAAGUCACUUAAACCGAAGCUCCGACGAGAAUGGGCACCCUGUCUUGCAUCCUUCCUGGUCCUGUGCCUGUUCAUGGAAGCUGUUGAAACAGCCGCAGACAACUUUGUUGUAACGCAGAAUGAGAUUGAUUUAAGGAACACGUCCUCGCCCAAAUACCAGAGAUCGCUUGCGCAGGAUACGUGCAAGGAGCUAGAGAACAUGCCGUUCAAGCAGUUUGCGUACCAAUUCCACCACCUCUAUCAGACUCAUACAAAGGAUGCAAACACAAGGAGCUUCAAUCCUCUAUUCGACGACGCCUUUCUCGAACAGGGUGAACUUGACCCCCCGGCAGUGGAAAUGGUGCAGAACUUGAGAGAGCUUUUCCACGGAGAAGACUGGCAAGACAUGCAGUUUCUUGCUGAUGAUGAGCUCUUGCUUCACAGAGAGGAGCACCCCUAUCCUAUGGAUACAUCGUUCCUUUAUACUGGACGCCUGGUGGCCAAGUUUUUGCUGUCAUUUACUAACGAAAGCGUAAUCUUUGCAAGCAAGAUAUGA
Molecule: messenger RNA, 2250 nt
Organism: Trichoderma gamsii
Lineage: Eukaryota; Fungi; Ascomycota; Sordariomycetes; Hypocreales; Hypocreaceae
Exons: 4
Coding region: 1-2250 (749 amino acids)
Biological process (GO): regulation of DNA-templated transcription
Molecular function (GO): zinc ion binding; DNA-binding transcription factor activity, RNA polymerase II-specific
Source: RefSeq, a predicted model, not a curated record